Molecule: messenger RNA, 2087 nt
Organism: Mollisia scopiformis
Lineage: Eukaryota; Fungi; Ascomycota; Leotiomycetes; Helotiales; Mollisiaceae
Product: Nitrilotriacetate monooxygenase component A/pristinamycin IIA synthase subunit A
Exons: 2
Coding region: 384-1889 (501 amino acids)
Molecular function (GO): monooxygenase activity; oxidoreductase activity, acting on paired donors, with incorporation or reduction of molecular oxygen
Source: RefSeq, a predicted model, not a curated record
CACUGCAUGAUACCAUACGACUACACUUGUCCGUCGCAGCAUCACCCCCAUUCUUGAAGAUGGAUAGUGGAGGAGUUUGCAGUGAAGGUCGAUUUAAGCUCCGUCGCUAGCCUGAAGCGGCCCCUCAGUGGUGCUUUUUGCGAAUUUGCUGGGGUAGCAAACGCCAUCAACGUUCAAUCACCGUCCGACAACCUUCAAUUACAUGUGAACAGCACUGCAGCAGUAUACGGAGGUACAUCCAUCAUGCAUAUCAUCGAGGUUGGCUGCGGAGCGCGGCGCAUCGUGCAGAUACUGGGCCAGGUAAGUUGAUUUCUUUGUGUUCGAAUUGCUUCACUGGCAAAAUAGCUUCAAGACUCUCCUCGACGACCUCACGAAUAGCUAUCAUGGCUCCCGAAAAGAAACAAUUCAUCCUCAAUGCGUUUGUUAUGCAAGCACCAGGACAUCUGAAUCCAGGUCUUUUCAAAUACCCGAACGAUAAAGGUCGAAGCUAUAACGAUGUGAAGCAUUGGAUGUCUCUGGCACAGAAGCUGGAGAAGGCGAAAUUUCAUGCCAUGUUCUUCGCAGAUGUUUUAGGAGGCUACGACGUCUAUAACGGACCUGCGAACCUCGAUGCUACGAUUCCGGCAGCAUCUCAGUUCCCAAUCAACGAUCCUCUUUACAGCGUUCCGGCAAUGGCUGCCGUGACAGAGAGCAUUGGAUUUGGUGUCACGGCUUCGACCACCUACGAAUCUCCAUACGCAAUGGCGAGGAAGUUUUCGACGGUCGAUCAUCUGAGCAAUGGUCGAGUGGCAUGGAACAUCGUCACCUCCUACCUCGAUUCGGCGGCACGAAAUUUUGGGCUCGAUACUCAGAUCGAGCACGACAAACGAUACGAAAUCGCCCACGAAUAUCUAGACGUCACAUACAAAUUAUGGGAAGGUUCUUGGAGAGACGAUGCGGUCACCAACGCGCCGAAGGAUUCAUACGCAGAUUCGAGAGGAGUGAGGCAGAUCAAUCACAAGGGAGAACAUUUCAAUGUGCCUGGACCACAUAUCUGCGAGCCUUCGAGACAGAGAACUCCAUUUCUGUUCCAAGCUGGAACAUCGAGUGCUGGGAGGAAGUUUGCUGCUACCCAUGCUGAAGCUAUCUUCUUGAAUGGUCAUACAGCAGAAUUGGUCAGACCAUCAGUCGACUCAAUACGCGCACAAGCAAAGGAGUUUGGACGAGAUCCUCAAAGCAUAAAGAUCGUUGCUGGCCUGCUGGUAGUCGUUGGUGAAACAGACGAGAAGGCAAAAGAGAAGUAUGAGCUUCUGGCUAGCUAUGGUGAUCGAGAAGGUGCUUUGGCAUUGUUUGGUGGCUGGUCGGGAUAUGACCUCGGGAGAUAUGGAGAUGAUGAGGAUUUCCGCUUUCUGGAUACUGCUCCGCCUGCUGUUAGAAGCAUGGUCAACCAUUGGGCAUCUUCAUCGCCUCAAGGAACCAAGUGGAACAAGAAGACCAUUGCAGAACAUCUCAUCAUUGGGGGCAAUGGCGCAAAGAUCAUUGGCAGUGCAAAAACGUGUGCUGAUGAAUUGGAAAGAUGGAUGGAAGUUGCAGACGUCGAUGGGUUUAAUCUCAGCUACGCGAGUAUACCCGAGACAUUUGAUGAUAUCAUAGAAUUCUUGAUUCCGGAGUUGAGACGGAGAGGCCUCUUUCAUGAGGACUACGCUGUUCCUGGUGGGACACUCAGAGAGAAUUAUCUUGGUGCCAAAGGAAGGUCGAGGCUAGAUGAAACACAUCCUGGAGCUAAGUACUUCUGGAAGGCUGGCGAAGAUGUACCUGCAUAUGCACGAGUGGAAGCCAAAGUCAAUGGCUCUGACGGUGCCAAUGGCCAUGAUACCAACGGCAAGUCCAAGAAGAGACGGCUUGAGUAGUGUUGCUAGCCUCGACAGAGGAGACUUCUUGAGCUUAAGCCAUGACCCUCUAAUGCUCGAAUCUCCCAAUGUCGAUCCACGUGAUCCACAAUCUGUGCUUCUCAACUGUUCUGGCCUUUCUGAUCGCCCUCCUAUCCACUAUUGAUAGUCUUCUGUACUCAAUGCUCGUCAAUUUAUCACGUGGGAAAUGUCCCCUUC